AUGUCCACUAUCAAGGCAUUCAGAGCGUUAACCCGUCCAGCGCGACAUGCCACCACCAAAAUACAAGCUCCCGCCUUUGCAUUAUCACAAGUACCAGUACGAAACUACUCCUCCUCCAAGAAACACCCUAAAGGCUUCACGCCCCCCUCAUCCGAAGAACUGUCCGAGCUCCGCGAGCGCGUGCAGGAGUUUACGCGUCGCGAGAUCACGGAAGAGGUGGCAGCGCACACGGACAAGAGCAAUGCCUUCCCCAACGAGAUGUGGCCAAAGUUAGGCGAGGCCGGGUUCCUGGGAAUGACGGCGGACGAGGAGGUGGGCGGCCUGGCUAUGGGGUACCAGGCACACUGCGUCGUGAUGGAGGAGAUAUCGCGGGCUAGCGGUAGUAUUGGCUUAAGCUACGCGGCUCACUCGCAACUAUGCGUCAACCAGCUACAGCUCAAUGGAUCGCCCGCCCAGAAGCAGAAGUACCUACCCGGUCUGAUUGCAGGGACCAGUGUUGGCGCCCUCGCCAUGUCUGAAUCAGGCGCCGGCAGCGACGUCGUUAGUAUGCGAACGGCCGCUAAAAAGGUCGAUGGCGGGUUUCUGCUCAACGGCACCAAGAUGUGGAUCACAAAUGGUCCGGACGCUAACCUCGUCGUCGUGUACGCGAAGACAGAACCUCAAAAGGGGUCCAAGGGCAUCACUGCCUUUAUCGUCGAGACUGAUGCGAAGGGCUUUAGCUGCGCACGGAAGCUCGAGAAGAUGGGCAUGCGUGGGAGCAACACGGGCGAGCUGGUUUUUGAAAGCGUCUUCGUGCCUGACGAGAAUGUACUGGGUCAAGUCAAUGGCGGCGUGCGCGUGCUAAUGGAAGGCCUUGAUCUCGAACGUCUGGUUCUCAGUGCGGGGCCCCUCGGCAUCAUGCAGGCGGCGCUCGACGUCGCGCUGCCAUUUACGCACCAGCGAAAGCAGUUUGGAGCUCCCAUCGCACACAAUCAGUUCGUGCAGGGUAAGCUCGCCGACAUGUACACGAAGCUGCAGGCCUCCAGAGCGUAUACCUACGCUACCGCCAAGGAAGUGGACGAGAAUGGCGUUAUCAGGACGCAAGACUGCGCCGGUGCUAUUCUGUACGCCGCGGAACGAGCCACGGAGUCUUCUCUAAAUUGCAUCCAAUUACUAGGCGGCAUGGGCUACGUAGAAGAGAUGCCUGCCUCGAGGUUACUAAGAGAUGCCAAACUGUACGAGAUAGGGGCGGGGACAUCAGAGAUUCGCCGUAUGGUCAUCGGACGAGCAUUCAAUAAGGAGUAUUCUCAUCUUGCAGCAUGA
Molecule: messenger RNA, 1302 nt
Organism: Hypoxylon fragiforme
Lineage: Eukaryota; Fungi; Ascomycota; Sordariomycetes; Xylariales; Hypoxylaceae
Product: acyl-CoA dehydrogenase NM domain-like protein
Exons: 2
Coding region: 1-1302 (433 amino acids)
Biological process (GO): L-leucine catabolic process
Molecular function (GO): flavin adenine dinucleotide binding; 3-methylbutanoyl-CoA dehydrogenase activity
Source: RefSeq, a predicted model, not a curated record